GCCCGGCAUGAAGGAGAUCCUGCUGAUGGGCUUCUACCAGCCCCACGAAGCCCUCAGCCGCUUCUUGGUGUCGGCGCAGCAGGAGUUCAAGAUCCCCAUCAGGUAUCUCCAGGAGUAUGCAGCGCUGGGUACGGGUGGUGGCAUCUAUCACUUCCGAGACCAGAUCCUGUCGGGUGGUGCUGACGCCUUCUUUGUCCUCAACGCGGACGUGUGCUCAGAGUUCCCCUUGCAGGAGAUGCUGGAGUUCCGGCAGCAGCACGGGGACGCGCACAGCUUUGUCAUUCUGGGUACCACAGCCAACAGGACGCAGGCGCUGAAUUACGGCUGUAUCGUGGCGAAUGCGGACACGCAGGAGGUCCAGCACUAUGUGGAGAAGCCUAGCACGUUUGUCAGUGAGAUCAUUAACUGUGGCAUCUACCUGUUCACACCUGCCAUCUUCCAGCACAUUGGCGAGGUCUUCCAGAGGAACCAGCAGGAGCUAGUGCUCUGUCCUUACCUUGGAGAGGAGAGCUCCAAUGGCUGGCAGCGUGCAGAAGUGAUCCGGCUGGAGCAGGACGUUUUCACGGCCUUGGCUGGGAGCGGCAAACUCUAUGUCUACAAAACUGAUGGCUUCUGGAGCCAGAUCAAAUCAGCAGGCUCUGCUAUCUAUGCCAGCCGCCUUUACCUGAACCAGUACAGCAAAAGCCACCCCGAGAGGCUGGCCCAGAACAAGCCCGGAGGCCCUGUCAUCCGAGGGAACGUGUACAUCCACCCAACGGCCUCCAUCGACAGCACAGCAGUGCUGGGCCCUAACGUCUCCAUUGGGGAGGGGGUGACGGUGGGAGCUGGCGUGCGUGUGCGAGAGUCCAUCGUCCUGCAUGGUGCCUCACUCCAUGACCACACCUGUGUCCUCAAUACCAUUGUGGGCUGGGACAGCACCAUUGGGCGCUGGGCCCGGGUUGAAGGAACGCCCAGUGACCCCAACCCCAACGAUCCCUAUGCCAAGAUCGACAGCGAGACCCUCUUCCGGGACGGGCGCCUCACGCCAUCCAUCACAAUCCUGGGCUGCAGUGUCACCAUCCCCGCUGAGGUCGUUAUUCUCAACUCCAUCGUCCUUCCUCACAAGGAGCUGAGCCGCAGCUACAAGAACCAGAUUAUCCUGUGA
Molecule: messenger RNA, 1144 nt
Organism: Nipponia nippon (crested ibis)
Lineage: Eukaryota; Metazoa; Chordata; Aves; Pelecaniformes; Threskiornithidae
Source: RefSeq, a predicted model, not a curated record